Scleropages formosus (Asian bonytongue) is the source of this 652-nucleotide messenger RNA. Its product is annotated as tumor necrosis factor receptor superfamily member 6B-like. The record is from RefSeq and is a predicted model, not a curated record. The coding region runs from base 131 to 604 and encodes 157 amino acids. The transcript is spliced from 7 exons. Lineage: Eukaryota; Metazoa; Chordata; Actinopteri; Osteoglossiformes; Osteoglossidae. Gene Ontology annotation, molecular function: protein binding.
AGGAGCCUGUCUUGUCCAUCAUCACAGCGGGUAUCCUCGUGCAGGACCAGAUUUGAUUGCGUCGUGUUCGCACACACGGCUGGCACGCGACAUAACACACACGUUCUUGGCUGAAGUCUGGUGUUUUGCUAUGGAAAAACGAGGCUCUUUCUCUUUGCGCGUGACUUUGCUCAUGUUCAUCUCUCUGGUUGGUUCAGAACUGUCUGGCAACUGUCCGAGAUGUGAUCCUGGCUUUAUUCCCCAGGGCUGCAAGUGCAUCCGCUGUCCAAAGAACACAUACUGGUUGAUGAGGCAGGGCCAUGCCUUCUGCGAGCGAUGUACCAUGGUCUGCUCAGCUCAGCGACACUUGGUGGAAGUAAGCGCCUGCACGAGCACCUCGAAUCGCGAGUGCCACUGCCAGGCAGGUUUCUUCUGUACCAGUGCCGCACAGUACACUUGCCGAAGGUGCAAGCCAUGUCCAGAGGGCACCUUCUCAAAUGUCACUUCCCGUUCUAAGUCCUGCCAGUCAUACACAGAUUGCACCACUUUGGGAAUGGCAGUGAUUACAAAGGGAAGUAGGACUCACGAUCAAGUGUGUGGCUCGCUCAUGACUGCCCUUAAAUAACCCCCGGUUACGAACUUUCAGCUAGCUAUGCCAAAUGCAAAGCAAUCU